UUCUAUUUACACCAUUUCUCACUUCAUCAUCAUCAUCUAAUUCUCUUUUUCUUUCUUUCUUUCUUGUUAUUCUAGUUUCCAAACACACCCCAAUUGAAAAUGGAUGAUCAUGAUCAUAAUCAAUAUCCCAAAAUGGAAACUUUCUUACCAAAAGGAUUAAUGCCCUCUUAUUUUCAAGGCAUAUCCUCAAAUGGGUCAAAUUUUUUCAAAGAUCCAAACUUGUUAAGUUCUUUAACACCAACUUAUUAUCUUGAUCAUGAAGAUCAUGAUAAUGAUGAAAAAAAUGUUAUGGUAUCUACUUAUAAUAACACUUAUGCUACUACUUAUCAUAACACUUCUUCUUCUUCUUCUUCUUCUCUUCCUUUUGUUCCUCUAAAUCUCUCUGAUCAUCACAAUCAACAACAAUCAAAAGGGUUCAAUGGUUAUAAUUGGCUUAGCCCAACAAAGACUCAACCAAUGAAAAACACUGGAUUAUCAUCAUCGCUACAAAGUCAAAGUCAAAGUCAAAAUCAAAGACAGAAGUCAACAUUUUCAUCGGUUAAGUUAUUUAGAGGUGUGAGGCAGAGACAUUGGGGAAAAUGGGUAGCUGAGAUUAGAUUACCAAGAAACAGAACAAGGGUAUGGCUUGGAACAUUCGAGACGGCGGAUGAAGCCGCCAUGGCUUAUGACACUGCAGCUUACAUGUUGAGAGGGGAUUUUGCUCAUUUGAAUUUUCCUCACAUGAAAAAUCAACUCAAGGCUAAUUCUCUUAAUGGAGCAAUUGUUGCUCUUCUUGAAGCUAAACUUCAAGCCAUUUCAAAUGCUAGUGUUAUUUCUAAUAAUACCAAUAAUGAAUUAUCAUCAUCAUCAUCACCAAAGAAGAUUAAGAAGAAUGUGUCAUUGAAAAGUUCAAAAGAUUAUUAUGAUCAUGAUCAUAAGGAAGUGAUUAUGGAUUCUUCUUCUUCUUCUAAUAAUAAUAAUAAUAAUCAUAAUGAAUUAGUCAUUGGUGAUGUUGAAGCUGUUCAACUAAGUAGAAUGCCUUCUUUGGAUAUGGAUAUUAUUUGGGAUGCUCUUUUGGUUUCUGAUUAAUUAACUAAUUAAUCAUCAUAAUAUUAUGUUUUUGAUCAUUUUUUUUUAUUUAUUUAUAAAAGAUUAUUGUUAUUAUUAUUAUUAUUAUUAUUAAUUACUAUGUGGAAUGCAUCAUUUCAACACAGCUAUUCUACACUAUGCGAAAUUCAUAUUUUAGAAAUAAAAGGGGAAAAAAAAUACAUACUUUUUUU
Messenger RNA from Cannabis sativa, 1259 nucleotides. Its product is annotated as ethylene-responsive transcription factor ERF062. Lineage: Eukaryota; Viridiplantae; Streptophyta; Magnoliopsida; Rosales; Cannabaceae. The record is from RefSeq and is a predicted model, not a curated record. Bases 100 to 1068 code for a protein of 322 amino acids. Gene Ontology annotation, molecular function: DNA binding; DNA-binding transcription factor activity. The transcript has a single exon. Gene Ontology annotation, biological process: regulation of DNA-templated transcription.